Molecule: messenger RNA, 1664 nt
Organism: Schizophyllum commune H4-8
Lineage: Eukaryota; Fungi; Basidiomycota; Agaricomycetes; Agaricales; Schizophyllaceae
Exons: 3
Coding region: 498-1664 (388 amino acids)
Biological process (GO): mitotic chromosome condensation
Cellular component (GO): condensed chromosome; condensin complex
Source: RefSeq, a predicted model, not a curated record
GGAUCGUACUCGGCUUGCUGGGGGUCGUACUCGGCUUGCAAAAGGUCCGUGCACGGUAGAGGGCGGUAUAUAAGACGGGGGGAGGUGGGCAAGGGCUUACCGUCUCUCUCCCACCCCCCGUCUCGCUCGCCGUCUCACUCGUCACCCACCGUGCAGGCCGCCAUGCUGCUCGUGCAAUGAGGCGUGUAGGAGGGGUCAUGCUGGUAGGAGGGGUCAUGCUGGUAGGAGGGACCAUGCUGGUAGAGUACACCACGUAGCGUAGACUACCAUAGAUAGUAGAUAGCGCACGCCCCCCGCACACGGGCCCCUUGACGGGGAGACCGUGUGCGGGGGGCGCGGCAAAGGAGGGGUGGGCGCUAAACACCUAUCGAUUCUUGCUGCCCGAACGCACCACCAUCCAACCCUAGCCAGAGUCAGAGUCAGCCGACGCGCAUGCGUACACGUGAUCGCGUUUCCCCUUCCCCUUUCAACUCGACACUUCCCCUUCGCACGCGACCAUGCCCGCGCCCCGCCCCUCAGACGGCAUGCCCGACAUAUACGACUCCAUGAAGCACAUCUUCACCGACGCCCUCACCAACGAGCGCUCCCACACGCGCAACUCCGCCGCCCUCUUCGCCCUCCACUGCGCCGUCGUCUGCCGCGGGGCGCCGAUGGAGUGCGGCGGGAAGCAGGGCGGGUACGAGUUCAUGGAGUGCUUUCUGUACUUCCUCGGCCAGUGCCUGCACAUGAAGGCAGCGCGUCCGGCCGACCUUGGCCUGCGCUUUGUCGCGGCGUAUAUCGAGUUUUUGAAUGAUUCUGUGGGUCAGGUCGGCCACAAUCACCUCCAAUUUUACCCCCAGGACCGCGGCGAGCCUGGUCCUUCGACGACUCCGCCCCCCACGCACGAGCCCGCGCCUUGGUUCACCGGCCGCGUCCUCAAAGCCCUCCGGCACGCCCUCGCCGCGCCCACCAAGCAGAUCCGCCGCCGCGCCAUCGACACCCUGUCCCGCAUGUUCGGCACCCUCGGCGCGAUCGACGCGCGCGUGGUCGACAAGGUGAGGGCAGAGGUGCGCGAAAGGCUGGCGGACAAGGAUCGGGUGGUGAGGGCGGGCGCGGCGAGGUUGUUGUGCAGGUGCCUGGCGAUGGAGGGCGACCGCUUGGCUGCUGGGGACGAAGCGCUUCUGAUCGAGUCCAUGGCCUGCGAUCCUGCGGUCGACGUGCGGCUCGCGGUGGUGUCCUAUAUUCCCAUCACGGAGAACACGAUUCCUCAUCUCCUGCUACGGUCCCGGGAUGAUGGGCGCGAUGAGAAAUCUGCGAGGAAGGGUGCGCAGGGGGAUGCGAGGGUGCGCGCGGCCGUGUAUCGGAGGUUGAGGGAAAGUGUUGCUGGGAUGGGUGCGCCCGAUGCGUCUAGUCAGCGUCGAGGAUCUGCGAAGAACACCAGUCAGGCCUCACCUACGCAUCCGGACACCUCCAACGCCCCAAGGAUCGUCGACAAACUCAACGGCACGAUCAUCGACAAGCUCAACGGUACCGUGAUCGACAGGCUCCUGGCGUACGGCUUCGACGAUCGCAGUGAAGACGUGCGGCGGGAGGUGGCGAAGCUUGUACAAGUCAUACCUGCGCGUCGUAGAGGCGUUUCUCUCCGCGCGACCGAGGUUGUGCGAGGGGCUGGAUUUGAGUGGUGA